Magallana angulata is the source of this 768-nucleotide messenger RNA. RefSeq lists its product as uncharacterized. The record is from RefSeq and is a predicted model, not a curated record. The transcript has 5 exons. Lineage: Eukaryota; Metazoa; Mollusca; Bivalvia; Ostreida; Ostreidae. The coding region runs from base 256 to 768 and encodes 170 amino acids.
GGCGCGAGAGUGCGAAGUUGCGAAGGCGAAAGUGCGAGAGUGCGACGGCGAAGGAGCGAAAGUGCGAAGAUGCGACGGCGAAGCGCGAAGUUGCGACGGCGAGAGUGCGAAGGUGCGAAGGCGAAGGAGCGAUACUACUAUCGCACUCUCGCCGUCGCAACUUCGCACUCUCGCCGUCGCAACUUCGCACUCUCGCCUUCGCCUUUACUGUUUGUAGAGCUCUCUAUCGUUUAAAGAUAAUUUUAACCAUAAAAAAUGGCGUCUCCGGCAGAAGACCAGCUUCUGAGAAAAUAUUUCCAACAAGGACUGUCAUAUAUUGAAAUCCAGAUGUUGAUGUAUUUAAACCACGGUAUUGAAUUAAGUUACCGUACACUGAAAAGGCGUCUAAGAAAUUUAGAUCUUAAAAAAGUUGGAAAUUGGAGUUUAGAUGAAAUCAUUCCUGUUAUCCAGAUGGAGAUUAAAGAAGGCUCAAAGAAUUUAGGUUGCCGUAGUUUAUCUAGAAGAUUAUUUUUAAAACAUGGAAUAUUUGUUGGAAGGAAUACAACAAUGUGUGCCCUUAGAAUUUUAGAUCCAGAGGGAGUGUCCCUUAGGUCACAGCAUUGUUUAUCCAGACGCCAGUAUUAUAACCAAGGACCCAAUUUUCUUGUUCAUAUUGAUGGAUAUGAUAAGUUGAAACCAUUUGGAUUUUGCAUUCAUGGAGCAAUUUGUGGGUUUUCUCGUCGCAUCCUUGUGCAAAUUUGUCAAACUUUUCUCAUUUUCAUGAAUUAA